This is a messenger RNA of Plodia interpunctella (Indianmeal moth), 1180 nucleotides long. RefSeq lists its product as uncharacterized. The coding region runs from base 177 to 824 and encodes 215 amino acids. Lineage: Eukaryota; Metazoa; Arthropoda; Insecta; Lepidoptera; Pyralidae. The transcript has 5 exons. The record is from RefSeq and is a predicted model, not a curated record.
AGGGACGUCAAUCAAUUCAUAAAAAAAAAUUAAUAUCACUUUUCUAUCAAAAACUAACAAUGUAGGUCAUUUUUAAGUGAAAAAAAAAUUAAUAAAACUAAAAAAAAUGGCCCGGCCUUCGUAAUAAUCUAAAGACGUGACUUUAGAUCUACGAAAAGCAAAAUUUUCUAGUGAAAAUGGCAAGUUGUUGCACAUGUGCCGGCGGUGCAGCCGGCGCGCCGAGCUCUAGCUUGCCCCUGAUCUGUCUCGUGCCCCGCGAUGGGGGCGCCCCCGGCAAGUCGGGCCCGGGGCAACCGCGGCCCGCCUCGGCGUCCGCUGCUUCCUCAGGCGGGAGUAGUGGCGGCUUUCAGUUCCUCGACGAGGAUUACAUCAAGAAGAACUUUAAAUUGGGACCCAGGCCGCAGUACUUGGACCCCUUCAGACGUCCCCUGAUCACGUUUCCCAUGACUCAAGAGGAUUCGCAAAACUUCAACCUGGCCAGGAAGUACAAGAUUAACCAGCAAAUUCUGGACGGCGCUCUUGAUCCUAGCGAAGCCAUAUCGGCGCCGAGCAUCUUCCCGUACGCCAAAUCGGAGUCGGAGAAGAAAAAGGAAGCUGAUGAAAAUGAGGAAAUAAUCUACAUUCUCCAGUUGCCCGACUGGGAGUUCCAGUGUCCGGUCCACAACCAAACUAUUAGAACACCGAGAUUUAUCUGGCACUCGUGUAAGAAAACUACAGACGAACAAAAGGGCGGAGGACCCAAGAAAGGAGGAGGACCGAUGAACAAGCCAAAACCGUGGUUACUGAGUAGACACACCGAUUUUGAUUUACUGUCGCAGUGGUAGAAUACCGUUUAUUUUUUAUUUUAAAUCAGCUGUCAUUCCAAUUUCAAAUGACUCUAAACUUCGCACGUUGGUAACAAUAUUAUUAGCUAUUUUUCUUUUAUAUCCGGCUGGAAAUCCACGAAGUUGGAAUUUAAAUGAUAGAAUCAAUAUCAUGAAACGUUUCGAGAGAAAAUCUUUCGUAAAUCUGGACAAAUUCCCGACGAGUUAUAGGGAAAUACAUGCAAUAAUAAAAACAGUUUUUCCUGUGUUUGUUUCCCCACGUCCGAUUCGCUGGAAUCCCAUUAUUGACGUCGCAUUAAAUUUUAAAGUGAUAACGAACAAGCGUACAUUGUAAUGUUGCUUUUAUUGAUUAAAAA